UGUAACCAGUCAGGUGAGCUGAAUAAGACUGGAUGAGCCGAACAAAGAGCAAGCUUGCAAACUCUAUGGUCUUCAGACAACAAUCAAAAAUUCAGCAAGAUGAAAUUGCUGAAGGCUUCCAAACAAGUUCGGGAGCAGCUGGACUGCUGGAGUGGACUAAACAUAGCCUGAAACGAUACGCCAGCUUCCUCAAAAAACCAAAAAAAGAAAGAAAAAUAGUACAACUUGUAAAAAUGAGUGACCGGAUUGGAGGAAAUGCAGUAUAGAUUAGCAAAGCGGCAAAGCCAUAACGCAGGAGCGUAUUCUGUGCCUCCAAUCCCAAGUGAUAUGAUGGCAGUAUACAUUUGCUGAAUUUAUGCCGUGUUUCUGUCUUAAGAAGCUGGGUAAUUUAAGAAAGAAAUGAAGUCUGCCAUAAAAAACCUAACCAUCUUUUCUCUCUUCUCAUCAAAACCUCCUCCUUACCAUUUCCUCCCUCUUUCAAAACCCUCUACGUUUCUCACUCUUUCUUCAGGCAUGGAAAACUCACCACCAUCAUCAUUAUCACCGUCUAUUCUAGUUUUGGGAGGUAAAUCAUCUCAAGAAAAUGAAUUUGCGAAAUCACUGAAGGACAAUUUCAAGAAUUUGACACUUCCAGUUGAAGAUUCUGGAGUUUCGGUAUUUUUAUAUGAUUCUGAUGCUGAGAAAAAAACUUAUGAGGUUGAGGAGGAGACAUUUAAGAUUGAGACUUACAUGAAUUUGUUAUCGGCUAAUCGAUUUGGUCGAUUUCUUAUCUGGUCUCCUAGGUUGUCAUCUACACAAGACUUGAUUGCUAAGAAUUUCUGCGAGCUUCCUAUAGGAGCAGUUUGUGUUGCGGAUAUCCAGUUUAAAGGGAGAGGAAGGUCAAGAAAUGUUUGGGAAUCUCCGGCUGGUUGCCUUUUGUUCUCGUUUACACUACAAAUGGAUGAUGGGAGGAUAUUGCCUCUUUUGCAAUAUGUGGUAUCACUUGCAGUUGUAGAAGCUCUGAAAGAUGUCUGUGAUGCAAAAGGCUUUCCGUAUCUGGACCUCAAAAUCAAGUGGCCGAACGAUUUGUAUCUAAACGGCCUCAAAGUUGGAGGGGUUCUUUGCACCUCGACAUACUCAUCGAAGAAGUUCAAUGUCAGUGCUGGAAUAGGCUUGAAUGUGAACAAUGAGAAACCAACGACAUGCUUGAAUGCAGAACUGCGAAAAUUAACAUCCGAUGCUUGUCAACUAGAAAGAGAAAAUGUUCUUGCAGCCUUUUUCAAGAGAUUUGAAAGUUUCUUUGAUACUUUUUCUAAUCAAGGAUUUCAAGCACUCGAAGAGUUGUACUACAAGGCCUGGCUCCACAGUGGGCAGCGGGUUCUCAUACAGGAGGAGAAAGAGGGACAUCUGCUGGAACAUGCUGUUACUAUUCAGGGGUUAACGCCAUCCGGCUAUCUGUUGGCGAUUGGCGAUGACCAUCAAUUUUAUGAACUUCAUCCCGAUGGUAACAGCUUGGAUUUCUUCAAAGGACUAGUAAGAAGAAAAGUGCAAUAAAGAAUGUUACCAGCUUUUGGGUCAUGGACUCCAGGAGUUCUAGUUUUAAAGUGUGGUUGGAAACUGGAAGACUGUAAAAAUGAGAUUCUGAUCAAUGUUUAAUUUAAUUUAGCUUUUUAUUUUGGGUUAUA
Molecule: messenger RNA, 1664 nt
Organism: Papaver somniferum (opium poppy)
Lineage: Eukaryota; Viridiplantae; Streptophyta; Magnoliopsida; Ranunculales; Papaveraceae
Product: biotin--protein ligase 2-like
Exons: 10
Coding region: 400-1533 (377 amino acids)
Biological process (GO): protein modification process
Cellular component (GO): cytoplasm
Molecular function (GO): biotin--[biotin carboxyl-carrier protein] ligase activity
Source: RefSeq, a predicted model, not a curated record